GAAACAUGGAGAGCCGUCAGGACAAGAUCAUUUUCCUGUCCCGCACUACAACCUUUGCAGCUGCCCACAGACUGAACAGCAAACAUCUGAGCGAUGAUGAAAACAGGGUCACCUUUGGGAAAUGCAAUCACACCCAUGGACACAACUAUAAAGUGACGGUGACUAUAUGUGGAAAGAUUGAUCCCAUCAGCGGCAUGCUCAUGAACAUUUACAAACUUCAGGAAUACAUGCAGGUGGCCAUCACUGAGUCUCUUGACCACAAGAACCUGGACCAGGAUGUGGAUUAUUUUGCCAGUGUUACAAGCUCGACAGAGAAUCUAGCCAUGUUCAUCUGGAGCAGUCUGGAAAAAAUCCUUCCAUCGGGAUGCCUGUACAAAGUGAAGAUCUAUGAGUCGGACACAAACUUUGUUGUUUUUAAGGGCAACUAAAACCCCUCUUACGAAUGAAAAGCAGGGAGCGCAGGUGGGAAAGCAGGGCGUCAGUUUGAGUGCGAGACCGUCUCCUCCCUCCCGUGACCGUAAAUAAGUCUGUUCUGUCUGACAGUGAGACUGCCACAGAAGGGAAGCGGCAUUCAGCGCUCCCUGGCAACCCUGCAAAGACACCACCGAGUUCAACUUUCUGCUGCAAGGAACACAGCAGCUGCUUUUGCUAAGGCAAUUCUGUGCAUGCGCGUCCCAUGCUUGAUGGCUGGCCGCGGAGCAUUUAGACCCACUCGGCUGCAAAGCGUUGUGCGAGGUGA
Messenger RNA from Python bivittatus (Burmese python), 739 nucleotides. Its product is annotated as 6-pyruvoyl tetrahydrobiopterin synthase-like. Gene Ontology annotation, cellular component: mitochondrion. NCBI's taxonomy places the organism in Eukaryota, Metazoa, Chordata, Lepidosauria, Squamata, Pythonidae. Gene Ontology annotation, biological process: tetrahydrobiopterin biosynthetic process. Gene Ontology annotation, molecular function: 6-pyruvoyltetrahydropterin synthase activity. The record is from RefSeq and is a predicted model, not a curated record.